This is a messenger RNA of Macrobrachium nipponense, 2520 nucleotides long. RefSeq names its product cell division control protein 45 homolog (gene Cdc45). Gene Ontology annotation, molecular function: chromatin binding; DNA replication origin binding; single-stranded DNA binding. Gene Ontology annotation, biological process: DNA replication initiation; double-strand break repair via break-induced replication; mitotic DNA replication preinitiation complex assembly. The record is from RefSeq and is a predicted model, not a curated record. Lineage: Eukaryota; Metazoa; Arthropoda; Malacostraca; Decapoda; Palaemonidae. Gene Ontology annotation, cellular component: DNA replication preinitiation complex.
AUGGUGGAUACUGUGGUAGACAAACGUAGAGCUGAAGACAGCAAUUGUCUUGUCCACCAGGCAGUUGGCAAGACAUCCAGGCCAUCUCAUGCAACUACAGCUAGGCCUCAGAGUCAAGCUAACUCUUCCUCCGCUCCCAAGAAGACUCCUCCUUUGAAAGGCGUGAACAGCCAGCUCAGCUUUGGCAGUGUUGUCACUAGAGAAGCUAGUCCCUCACGAGCAUCUUCACAUGUGGUCUCUUCAGUGAAGACUAAAGGAGUGUUGGUCACAGGCUCAGGAUCCUCAAUCCUUCCUCAUCCCUCUAACAGAGGAAGUGAGGAAGAAUUUAGCCUUGUGGCUAGACGACAGGAACCUCUUAAUAGGAGUGGAGUUGCGCACUCUCCCUACGGACAUGCUUCUGUUCUCAGACGCAUUGAAGGAGGGUUGGUGUGCACACCUGGAGGAGUUGGGGGUCUAGUGUCUCCUGUUGCAUCAGUUGACAGUACAGUGCACGAGUGGGCUGUAGCACACUCGGUAGAGCUGUCAGCCAGAUACAUUCCAGGCAAGAGGAAUGUAGUGGUGGACAAGCUCAGCUGUCAGAAUCAGCGAAUUUUGGUACUGGUUCAUUUUGAUGUGGAUGGUAUUUGUGCCAGCAAAAUUCUUCAGUCACUCUUCAGAACAGACCACAUAUUGUACACAGUUGUACCUGUACAGAAGAGGAGGGACCUAGUAAAUGUUUAUGAGAAUCAUGCAGAACAGAUCAAACACAUCAUUUUAAUCAACUGUGGUGGGUGCAUAGAUAUCGUUGACCUUUUACAGCCUGCAGAUGAUAUUAUCUUUUUCAUCGCGGACAAUCAUCGCCCCCUUGAUAUAUGCAACAUCUACAGUGGAGAGCAGGUUCGAAUCCUUUCCAAGUUAGGAGAUGAUGAACAGGUGCCUGCAUUCGGUGAUGUUUUCCGAGAAGACGAGAGUGAUGAAGAAGAGGAAGAGAGUGACGAAGAAGGAGGAAAAAGGCCGAGGUUUGACGAGUCAGUUUUGGAAAAGAGGGCGGAGAGACGCCGAUGGGAACAACAAAGACAUAAGAUAGUAUUUGACUACACACAGUUCUCAUAUUAUGGGAAUUCUACUGCUGUGCUUAUGUUUGACCUGGCAUGGAAACUCUCAAAAGACUCAAAUGAACUUUUGUGGUGGGCAAUUACUGGAGCUACAGAUUUACUGAUGUGUGAGAAAACUGAGCGUAAAUAUUUACUAAUGACUGCCAGUCCAAAUCAUGUUUCCCGUUUGAAUCACAAGACGGAUGAUCAGCCCCUUGACUGCUUAAGAAUAACCUUUGAGAAAGAAUUACAGCUUGCACUCUACAGACACUGCAGCUUAGUAGAGAGCAUGCGUCAUUCUUUGUAUCCUGCCCACAUCCCUAAGAUUAUGGACCCUAAUAGAGAAAAGAGACUUUGUGAAUUGCUUGCUGAAAUGGGACUACCACUUUCACAGUGCAAGCAGAAAUAUAGUGGAAUGGACAUGACCUUACGCAAUGAACUUCAGUCACUCUUAGAAGCAAAAGUUGAGAAGUAUGGAUUAGGUAACCUUUUGUUUGCAUCAUUUACACUAACCCAUGGAUUCAGAAGCAAGUACAGUGCCAUGGACUACGUUUACGCUGCUUCUGCUUUGUUAGAAUCUACUGACAAGGAAAAGACAUCAGCAGAUGCCUUCCUUGAUGUCACUGAUAGUCUUAGCAUGAAUAAAUUGUCAGUAUUAGAAAAAGGCAUAGAGACUGCUAAACAACAGUUAGAAGCUGUAUACAGACAAGUACAGACUUUCAUUGAUAUGAAUCAAAUAAUAUCAGCAGGACCUUUUCUAUAUGCAACAGUCAUUGAGGGAACACCCGAUGCCAGGUUUUUCUCAGCUCCUCAGUGUCUUUCCCUUCUUGCGCGUUUCACACUCAGAGCACACGUAUCCAUUAGCCGCAGUAAGAAGAGCCGUUCCCUUCCUCUUGUCAUUACGACUCCGGAUGUCCGUUCCUCCGAAACAAACACAUGUCUUGUUUGUGGAAUCCCACCAGUCUCAGAAGAGUCUCCAAGAAAUUUCUUUGGUAAAGCUUUUGAGCAAGCAGCAGAAAAGACAGCAUCAAAAUCAGAAUUGGAGUUCUUUGACACAAAUGUUAUGCGGCUAAGUGUUGAUGAUCGUAGCAAGUUUUUUGAUGCCCUUAUAUCCUUGCUUAGUUAGGUGCUUUUAAAAGAUGUAGUAGUUGAUCCUUAGUUUUAUUUUAAAAAGCCACUUAAAAUUCUUAAAUAUUUUGUUUUCUGUCUUUAAUUUUAUUCUUUUUCUUUGAUUGUUCUCUUUGUGUUGGUACUUUUCAGUAUUUAGUUUGUGCGACGAGUGUAAGUUAGGCAAUGUUAGUGUCACUUCUUUGGCAGAUUUUUAUAUGAUAGUACAGUAUAUGAUAGUUUAUUCUGCACAUCUAAGGCUGGUAUCACAUAGAGACCUUCAAUUAUACCUCAGAUCAUUAAUAUAUAUACUCAUUUUCCAAAUAAAAUCUUUCAAAUA